AGGGUCACACAGCAUUUACAUCACAAUUGGGCCGGAGUUUUAAAAUGUCUGGCCCUCUCCCUCCCCACCACCCGUGGCUGCUGUGUCCAGACGGAGAAUGUUCUAGCGCUGGGAGCGGCUGCGCAUGAAGUCCUUGGGGGGAAAAGGAGCAGGCCAAGGGCGAUGGUGGAGUAGAGCUGCCUCACCGAGGCAGCAUGAGCUGAGAGGGUGAUAGGAAGGAAGGAGGCGCUAGACAGCAUGGAGGACUUUCUGCUCUCCAGUGGGUACCAGCUGGGCAAGACCAUUGGGGAAGGGACCUACUCAAAAGUCAAAGAAGCAUUUUCCAAAAAACACCAAAGAAAAGUGGCAAUUAAAAUUAUAGACAAGAUGGGAGGGCCAGAAGAAUUUAUCCAGAGAUUCCUGCCUCGGGAGCUCCAGAUUGUUCGCACCCUGGACCACAAGAACAUCAUCCAGGUGUAUGAGAUGCUGGAGUCUGCCGACGGGAAAAUCUACCUGGUGAUGGAACUGGCUGAAGGAGGGGAUGUCUUUGACUGUGUGCUGAAUGGGGGGCCACUGCCCGAGAGCCGGGCCAAGGCCCUCUUCCGUCAGAUGGUCGAGGCCAUUCGCUACUGCCAUGGCUGUGGUGUGGCCCACCGGGACCUCAAAUGUGAGAACGCCUUGUUGCAGGGCUUCAACCUGAAGCUGACUGACUUUGGCUUCGCGAAGGUGUUGCCCAAGUCACGCCGGGAGCUGAGCCAGACCUUCUGCGGCAGCACAGCCUAUGCCGCCCCCGAGGUGCUGCAGGGAAUCCCCCACGACAGCAAGAAGGGGGACGUCUGGAGCAUGGGUGUGGUCCUGUACGUCAUGCUCUGUGCCAGCCUACCUUUUGAUGACACAGACAUCCCCAAGAUGCUGUGGCAGCAGCAGAAGGGGGUGUCCUUCCCCACUCAUCUGGGCAUCUCGGCCGAAUGCCAGGACCUGCUCAAGCGGCUCCUGGAACCAGAUAUGAUCCUCCGGCCCUCAAUCGAAGAAGUUAGUUGGCAUCCGUGGCUAGCAAGCACUUGAUAAAAGCAAUGGCAAGUCCACCCCAAUAAAGCAGGGGGAGAAAGCAAACCCAAAAACCCGCUUCUAAGAUGCUGAUAUGUAUUUUACACUUUACUUCUCUCCUGAAACUUACCUACACCCUCCCCAGCUUUACUUCUCUUUCCCUUAAAAGAUCUUCAUGCAACCAGAGGGCCUCAUUCAGACUUCCCUUUUAUUACAGCUAACAAGUGAUUUUCACACAGGUGUUUAACUCAAGUUAAUGAAAAAUAGACCCCAGAAUCAUACACACACACUGGGGGAGGAGAGGGGAAAAGUGACCAAGAGCAACUGGAACCAUUGCUCUUGCAACUUCCUUUCCAAAUAAAAGCAGAAGCGUUGGGAA
This is a messenger RNA of Lutra lutra (Eurasian river otter), 1405 nucleotides long. RefSeq names its product testis specific serine kinase 3 (gene TSSK3). Gene Ontology annotation, biological process: microtubule cytoskeleton organization; protein phosphorylation; intracellular signal transduction. Gene Ontology annotation, molecular function: ATP binding; protein serine/threonine kinase activity; tau-protein kinase activity. The record is from RefSeq and is a predicted model, not a curated record. The transcript has 2 exons. The coding region runs from base 238 to 1044 and encodes 268 amino acids. Gene Ontology annotation, cellular component: cytoplasm. Lineage: Eukaryota; Metazoa; Chordata; Mammalia; Carnivora; Mustelidae.